Molecule: messenger RNA, 397 nt
Organism: Lymnaea stagnalis (great pond snail)
Lineage: Eukaryota; Metazoa; Mollusca; Gastropoda; Lymnaeidae
Source: the annotation of a GenBank genome assembly
AGACAGGCCGCGAAAGAAACGUCGUUGUGGAAAAAAGGCCAGUGUCUGAUUCCUUACAUAUCAGGUCUAGGAACAAUGCUAGGCAAGAUGAAAGCGAAAGCAGCGAGCGCGGAUCGGCUUCGGUUAUUUCACCUGCUACACAUGAGUCAGAGAAGUCGUGUAACGAGCUAUGUGUCGAGGGCGAUAACCCUGCCGAGUUUUUUUCGCCCAGUUGCAGUGAAACAUCUGCCAGUGACACAAACAACUCUACGUGCCUUCAGAUACUUGACAAAAACAAUUCAAAGGUUUCACCACCGUCGGCAAAUUACUUUCGGCGAAAUAGCAACUCGUCCAGUCAAAAGUUAUCAGCGGAUGCACGUAGAGAGCAUCAACUGCAUGUUCCUAAGUUUAAACGAUC